UUAUUUUUGCGAAUUAAAAACUCUUUUUCUUUCCUAGAGGUCAAACAAUUCCCAACUACCGAAGAACAAUGGCACCAAAAGCUGAGAAGAAGCCAGCGGAGAAGAAGCCCGCUGAGGAGAAGAAGACAGUAGCCGAGAAGGCCCCGGCGGAGAAGAAGCCAAAGGCUGGCAAAAAGCUUCCCAAGGAAAGCGGAGCAGCGGCCGGAGACAAGAAGAAGAAGAGGGUUAAGAAGAGCACCGAGACUUACAAGAUCUAUAUCUUUAAGGUCUUGAAGCAGGUUCACCCAGAUGUCGGGAUCUCAAGCAAGGCUAUGGGUAUCAUGAACAGUUUUAUCAAUGAUAUCUUUGAAAAGCUUGCUCAAGAAGCCUCCAGACUCGCGAGGUACAACAAGAAACCGACCAUCACUUCCAGGGAAAUCCAGACCGCUGUUAGACUUGUACUUCCUGGUGAGCUUGCAAAGCACGCCGUUUCUGAAGGGACUAAGGCCGUAACUAAGUUUACAUCUUGAAAAUUGUAAUUUGGGGACAUGCAGUUAGGGUUAAUUUUUUUUUUCAUUUUCUAAAAAAAGAUUAAAUCGCUUAGUUUUAA
Molecule: messenger RNA, 589 nt
Organism: Hibiscus syriacus
Lineage: Eukaryota; Viridiplantae; Streptophyta; Magnoliopsida; Malvales; Malvaceae
Product: histone H2B-like
Exons: 1
Coding region: 69-509 (146 amino acids)
Biological process (GO): nucleosome assembly
Cellular component (GO): nucleosome
Molecular function (GO): structural constituent of chromatin; DNA binding; protein heterodimerization activity
Source: RefSeq, a predicted model, not a curated record